This is a messenger RNA of Lactuca virosa, 1584 nucleotides long. The record is from the annotation of a GenBank genome assembly. NCBI's taxonomy places the organism in Eukaryota, Viridiplantae, Streptophyta, Magnoliopsida, Asterales, Asteraceae.
AUGAGAAACAUUUUUCGCACAGAGCCCGAUGUCUUAUCAGCCUAUGAUUUCACAGGCAGUUUCACCGAUGUCUGGCGGCAUAUACGCGUGUCAAUGGUGAUGCCGCCAUUGACCGCCGCCAUCUGUGUUUGUGCUGUCAUGUCUUUGAUGAUGUUCGUUGAACGUGUGUACAUGACUAUUGUUGUUCUUUUGGUGAAGUUUUUGGGAAAGAAAAAGUACACUCAGUAUAAACUAGAAGCACUCAAAGAAGAUCUUGAACAAAAUAGAAGCUACCCCAUGUUGUUGGUUCAAAUACCUAUGUUCAAUGAAAAAGAGGUCUACAAGCUGUCAAUUGGAGCUGUAUGUUCACUUAGAUGGCCAGCUGAUCGUCUCAUAGUUCAGGUUCUUGAUGACUCCACCAAUGAAGUCCUAAGGGCACUGGUGGAGUUGGAAUGUAAAAAGUGGAUUCAGAGGGGGGUAAAUGUGAAAUAUGAGACAAGAAACAACAGAAAUGGAUACAAAGCUGGUGCUCUUCGUGAAGGAUUAAAAAAAGAUUAUGUAUUCGAUUGCGAAUUUGUUGUCAUAUUUGAUGCAGAUUUUCAACCAGAUGAAGACUUUUUAUGGAGAUCUGUACCUUACCUUCUUGAAAAUCCAGAAUUGGCUUUGGUUCAGGCUCGAUGGAAAUUCGUAAAUGCUGAUGAAUGUUUAAUGACUCGACUCCAAGAGAUGUCACUCGCCUACCAUUUUGCUGUUGAACAAGAAGUCGGGUCUUCAACUUGUCAAUUCUUUGGAUUCAAUGGAACUGCGGGUGUGUGGCGUAUAAGAGCUAUUGAAGAUGCUGGUGGCUGGAAAGAUCGAACCACAGUAGAAGACAUGGAUCUUGCUGUUAGAGCAAGUCUAAAAGGCUGGAAAUUUGUCUUUGUGGGUGACUUAGAGGUGAAAAACGAACUCCCGAGUACUUUCAAAGCGUAUAGAUUUCAACAGCAUAGGUGGUCAUGUGGUCCAGCUAAUCUUUUCAGAAAAAUGACAAAAGAAAUCAUCUUUUGCGAGAGGGUAUCCAUCUGGAAGAAAUUCCAUGUCAUCUAUGCGUUCUUUUUUGUGAGGAAGAUAAUCGCACAUUGGGUCACCUUUUUCUUUUACUGUGUCAUCAUCCCAGUCAGCAUCAUGGUUCCUGAAGUCCAUCUCCCAAAACUCAUAGCCAUAUACGUUCCAGCUACAGUUACAAUCUUAAACUCCUCAUGCACCCUAAGGUCAUUGCACCUUCUUGUGUUCUGGAUCUUGUUUGAAAAUGUCAUGUCAUUUCAUCGAUCCAAAGCAACAAUUAUUGGACUUUUGGGAGCUAAUCGAGUCAAUGAAUGGGUUGUGACUGAAAAACUAGGAAAUGCAACAAAGCCUAAAAGUAUUGUGAAGCCAUUGAAGAAAUCACGUUCGCGAUUCGGAGAAAGGCUUCACUUCUCGGAGUUGAUAAUGGGGUUGUUUCUUCUGUAUGUGGCUAUUUAUGAUAUGAUGUUUGGGAAAGAUCAUAUGUUUGUUUAUCUGUUGCUUCAAUCGGGUGCUUUCUUUGUUAUAGGAGUUGGGUAUGUGGGAAUAUCUGUUUCAAAUUAG